Messenger RNA from Arabidopsis thaliana (thale cress), 1933 nucleotides. Its product is annotated as Pectinacetylesterase family protein. The record is from RefSeq and is marked reviewed. Gene Ontology annotation, molecular function: hydrolase activity. The transcript has 18 exons. NCBI's taxonomy places the organism in Eukaryota, Viridiplantae, Streptophyta, Magnoliopsida, Brassicales, Brassicaceae. Bases 236 to 1789 code for a protein of 517 amino acids.
UUUAUGCAAAUUAAAGCAAAAGAGUAAAUAAAAAAGCAAAUUAAAAAGAAGAAAAAGUUUGAUUUUUUAUUUGCAACUUGUGGAUAUGUAUCUAUAUGAUGAAGAAGACAUCAAUGACUGGCUUCCAUAAACUUUUAAAGCUCUCUCUUUCAGAUUCCUCUCUAUCCAUUUCAUUAACACCAAAACCUUUUUCUUCUCUCUAACCAAACAAGAAGAGGACUCCAUUUUCGCAAGAAUGGGGAGGCUUAAGCAAUGUUGGUCAAGUCUGCUAGUAUUGGCAGUGUUGGUGAUCGGAACUGGAGCCGUUCCCAUCACUUAUCUCCAAAGCGCCGUCGCUAAAGGAGCCGUGUGUUUGGAUGGGAGUGCACCAGCUUACCAUUUUGACAAAGGGUUUGGUUCGGGUGUUAACAAUUGGAUCGUCCACAUGGAGGGAGGAGGAUGGUGUACCGACGUUGCUUCAUGUAAUGAACGUAAGGGUACAAUGAAGGGUUCUUCCAAAUUCAUGAACAAAGACUUUGGAUUUUCCGGUAUCUUGGGUGGCAAGCAAAGCACUAACCCAGAUUUCUACAAUUGGAACAGAAUCAAAGUACGAUAUUGUGACGGAUCAUCCUUUACCGGCAAUGUAGAAGCCGUUAAUCCGGCAAACAAGCUGUUCUUCCGCGGUGCCCGAGUUUGGCGUGCGGUGGUUGAUGAUCUUAUGGCUAAAGGAAUGAAAAACGCUCAAAACGCUAUACUCUCCGGUUGUUCAGCUGGAGCAUUGGCUGCGAUUCUUCAUUGUGACACUUUCCGUGCCAUACUUCCCCGAACAGCUAGCGUCAAAUGUGUUUCUGAUGCCGGUUACUUUAUCCACGGUAAAGAUAUCACAGGAGGAUCAUACAUUCAAUCAUAUUACAGCAAAGUCGUCGCACUCCACGGAUCUGCAAAGAGUCUUCCUGUUUCUUGUACCUCAAAAAUGAAACCAGAACUCUGUUUCUUCCCGCAAUACGUCGUUCCUUCCAUGCGAACACCGCUCUUUGUCAUCAAUGCCGCUUUUGAUUCUUGGCAGAUCAAGAACGUUUUGGCUCCAACUGCUGUUGAUAAGGGAAAAGAGUGGAAGAAUUGUAAGCUUGAUCUUAAGAAAUGUAGUGCCGCUCAGCUCAAAACCGUCCAAGGGUUUAGAGAUCAGAUGAUGCGAGCAUUGUCACCGGUUCACAGUACACCGUCUAGAGGAUUGUUCUUAGACUCGUGUCACGCUCAUUGCCAAGGAGGAAGCGCCGCCUCUUGGUCCGGUGACAAAGGUCCCCAAGUCGCCAAUACGAGAAUUGCGAAAGCAGUCGGAAACUGGUUUUAUGGCCGGACAUCGAUGGAUUCGGCGUUUGUGGACAGAGCUUGGGACAAAUGGGUUACUACGGGUAACGUUGGUUCUUCAGGUAAUCCAUUGAAGGCUGCUAUUUUGAUUAACUAUGAUCCUACAGGACCUUCUCGUCUCUUAUCAACAAUAGCUAAACAAGAAGGGAUUGAUAUCUAUCCAGUUGAUCUAAAGCAAUUUAUAGAUUUCAUGAGAUGUGGCAAUCUUCCUACUGAGACUUUUGUUCUUGGAUCCAACCAAUACAUAAUAACAUCUAUUCAUGAGAACUGGUUCGCUGCUAGGUGUUUAAACACUUCCCAGCCUGCUGGUGAAGGAGCUAUUGUUAUGCAGACUGCGGUUUACGUGUUGGUUGCUCUAUAUGAUGGAUCAAUUGGUUCAGCUUCUCAAGCUAUGGCUGCAGCUGAUCAGUUUGCAUCGCAGCUGAGUCGGAAAAACUUCUAGCAUCAUCAUUUGCGAAAUCACGAGUAUUUACAUUGUUCUCUGUUAUCAAUGUAAACAAGCUUUGACUAUGUUUUGUGAAGGAUCUUUGUGUUUCGAUAACUGGUUUUUCAUUUUAUCUCAUCUUAAUCAAUUGGUUUUUGAACA